Salvia hispanica is the source of this 646-nucleotide messenger RNA. Lineage: Eukaryota; Viridiplantae; Streptophyta; Magnoliopsida; Lamiales; Lamiaceae. The record is from RefSeq and is a predicted model, not a curated record.
GGAAAUGCGAUUUCCUCAAUCACUCACUCCACACCGGUUUGAAGCUUAUAACCAAAAAUUAUUCUGCGGCUGAAAAUUGCAGAAUCCAUUGAAGCAGCCAUGGAUAUUCGACUUCGAAUCGGAAGCCUUUAUUCUCACACUCGUCUCAAUCUCACAUCAAAUUCCAAAUUUCUGAAACCGCGCUGCGUCAGAGGGCCGCCUCCCCAGCAAAAUAACGAUAACACUAACAACGAAGAUAAAUCCUCAAGAGACUGGGAUAAAGCAUGGACCAGCUUCAAAAAGAAAGGAAAGAACACAUUGUUCUCAGGUUUCUCACCAAACAAAUACGUGAGCUGGAACCCGAGGCGGUCGGAGUAUCCGCUGUCGGAGGAGGUGGACCCCAUAAAAAGAAGCGAGAGAUCGAAUCUUAUGCUAUGGACUAGUCCAAGGUUUACUCUGUUUGGAGCGAUUAUCAUUGUUACUUUUCUUCUUGUCUAUACAAUUCUUUACCCCCUUAAAUGAACCCUUUCAUCUUCCAAUUCUGUAAAUUCCUUCUAGUGGAAAUAUUCUACAUUUUGCUACAUAUAUGAGCAAAAUGAAAAAAAAAAACUCUGGAUGGUAUGAUUAUUUACUUCAGAGAUUAAAAGGUAACGAUUCAGUUCAAACA